Messenger RNA from Eublepharis macularius, 1278 nucleotides. It is a transcript of the gene MTERF2, whose product is annotated as mitochondrial transcription termination factor 2. Gene Ontology annotation, molecular function: double-stranded DNA binding. Gene Ontology annotation, biological process: regulation of DNA-templated transcription; termination of mitochondrial transcription. The record is from RefSeq and is a predicted model, not a curated record. Bases 91 to 1278 code for a protein of 395 amino acids. Gene Ontology annotation, cellular component: mitochondrial matrix. The transcript is spliced from 2 exons. NCBI's taxonomy places the organism in Eukaryota, Metazoa, Chordata, Lepidosauria, Squamata, Eublepharidae.
GCCAAGCCCGCCGGAAGGCGACCGAGAAGCUGCUUCGUUUCUGCUGCCGCCUGCCUGGGCCUUUUUUCAAUAUAGUGCUCCAUUGCAAAAAUGCAAAGUGGAAUGGCCCACACAGCUUCAAGUCUACUUAUGCACUUGACAGCUAGGUAUCAGCCCUGUAUACUGUUGCCUGCUCUCUCAGCCUUGCAGAAAAAAAACAGAAAUUUUUUACAGCAUUUCAAAUACGCAACAGAGGUGACUUCAGAAGGGGAAAACAAAGCUACAGCUGAGAGCCUCUAUGAGUUAUCUGUGGAUGUAAAGAAGAUAUGUCGGCUGAAGCCCUGGGUGCUGUGGAAAGAAGUGACAUAUGCCAAAGAAACAGCUAAGAUUUUGCGAGAAAUGGGAGCCGACAGGAGUGACAUAACAUAUAUUUUUGAAUGCUGUCCAGAGGCAAUCCUUUGUAGGCCUGCAAGUAUCAGUUGUCAGAGAGACCUGUGGUUGUCUGUCUGCCCAAAUGAAAAACAAUUGGUGGAAUUAAUAAAACGCUUCCCAGAAACCUUUUUUACAGUUGAGCACUAUGAAAAACAGAAAGGUAACAUCAGAUUCUUUAAAGAUUUGGGCCUAAAAAGUACGAUUAUCAGUAGACUUCUAACAAGCGCCCCAGACAUCUUUUACAAUCCUGUUGAGAAGAACAAGCAUAUGAUAGAAACCUUGCAAAAUAGCUAUCUAUGUCUAGGCGGUUCACAAGAGAAUAUGAAAACUUGGCUGCUGAAAUUACUGAGUCUAGACCCAUUUAUUUUGUUAAAAAGCUCUGCUGCUGUCCAAGAAAACUUGAAGUUUCUUCAGAAGAACCAUUUCACAGAUUCUGAAAUUUUAAGUCUCCUAUCCAGGCUCAAAGGGUUUAUUUUUCAGCUUAACCCAGUCGCUAUGCAGAACAGCAUGUUGUACUCAAAGAAUGUUUUCAAAUGCAGCGAUCAAGAAUUAAGAGAGCUCAUAAUAAAAUGUCCUGCCCUUCUUUACUAUUCUGUUCCAGUUCUGGAAGACAGGCUUGAGGGACUGUUGAAGGCAGGGAUUUCUGUAGGCCAAAUAAAGGACACUCCUGCAGUAUUAGAACUAAAAACAGAAAUAGUGCAAUAUAGAAUUAAAAAAUUAGAUGCUAUAGGAUACAAUAUAAGAAGUGGAACUCUAGAAAAUGUGAAUGGGACAAAAAAGGAAUUUGAAGCCACAUACAGAAAAUUACAAGCAAAAAGAGAGAGACCACUAUUUAAUCCUGUUGCUCCUUUACAUAUUGAAGACUGA